ACACUUCAUUAAGAAUACUGAUGGGUCAGAGGAGCUAACAGGUGAGUGGCUGGCAGUGUAUAUUUAAGCAGCACACCUGGACCCAGUGCGCAUGCCCGUGACAGCAACGUUAACCCUGCUUCGCGUCUAGAAGACAUGCAUCCUUCAGCAACCACCAUGGGCAGGUAAUGUCAACACGUUUGCUACCAGACGUGUGGAGGACAGAAGGUCACUAAUACCUUGGUGGAAACCUCCUCCUUUCCUACUUGGGCAGUCCAGAAAGUUUCCAGCAUCAUGGCUGAGGAGGACUAUGGCACCUUUGUGGACUGGAACCUCAUGGGGGACCUGGCCAAGAGCAGUGGGCCCACCAAGGUAGACUGUAAAGAGCUCAAAGAGUUCAAACAGAUGGCCCGCCAAGGCAACUGGGCCAAGAACCACAAACUGCGGGCACAAGUCUAUCAGCAGCUCAUCAAAUCCAUUCCCUGUCGUACAGUUACACCAGAUGCAGAGGUAUACCGUGACAUUGUGGGUGAAGCGGCCACGAAGAAGCCGUCCUCUAACAUCCCGCUGCCAGAGUUUGUGGAUGGGAAUCCUGUGCCCCGGUACUGCCUGAAAGCAGACGCUGUGGCCUCAGCUCAUCGGAUCAUCAACUGCAUCGCGGGGCAGUUUCCAGACAUCUCCCACUGCCCGUCUCUUCCAGCUAUUACUUCACUGCUCCUCCACUUCAGUAAAGAUGAGGCUCAGUGUUUUGAACAUGUCAGCCGCAUGCUGGCUUGCAACGAGCCAGGCAAACGACUUCUAGACCAGACUUUCCUGGCCUACGAGUCCAGCUGCAUGACCUUCGGUGACCUGGCCAACAAGUACUGCACAGCUGCUCACAAACUGAUUGUUGCCACAGCCCAGGAUGUGCUUGAGGUCUACGCCGACUGGCAGCGCUGGGUGCUUGGAGACCUGCCUUUCAGCCAUAUAGUCAGGGUCCUGGAUGUGUAUCUGGUGGAGGGCUACAAGGUUCUGUACCGUGUUGCCAUAGCAUUGCUCAAGUUUUACCGCAAACAUAAAACGGGAAGCCAAGGAGGACAGAACCAGCAGCAACAGGAUUCUGGGAAAAUCCGGGCAGAUAUCCAGGAGUUUGUCAAAGGCAUCGGCUCCACUGUCACACCUGACAAGUUGCUAGAGAAGUCCUUCUCGAUCCGCCUAAUUAACCGCAAGGAGAUCACUCUGCUGCAGCUCACAAACGAAAAGUCCCUGCAGCAGAAAGGGAUCACUGUCAAACAGAAGAGGCGUAAUGUGCAGCUGGCUCUCAAUCCUGACACGUUCUCCUCAGAGAUUGUCAGCGCGAAGGAGAUGCGUGACAUCUGGUCGUGGAUCCCUGAGCGCUUCGCCCUGUGCCAACCUGAGCUCCUCUUCACCACGUCCACCCAUGGUUGCAGCCUCAAUAGAUUCUACUCUCAUUGUGAGGGCCAUGAACCCACCUUGCUCCUGAUCCGGACCACAGAUGGAGAUGUGUGUGGAGCCUUCCUGUCAUCAGACUGGGAGGAGAGAAAACGUGGCGGCAACAAGUUGAGUUACUUUGGCACCGGGGAGUGUUUUGUCUUCCGGCUGAAGCCUGAAAUGGAGCGCUAUGAGUGGGUGGUGAUCCGCCACCCUGAGUUAGCUUCUGCCAUCAGACCCGAAGGUCAGGAGGAUUCUGCCUCCUCUGAAGGCCAGAAUGCAGAUGAACGCCUACAGCAGCCUGGCAAACCUCCUGGAGAUCUGUCACCAUUUCUCGCCGCUCGCCACUUCAACCUCAACUCCAAAAACACUUCCAUGUUCAUGGCUGGAAACUUUGACUCCAUCAUAGUGGGGGGUGGCGGUGACAGCAAUGCUCUGUACAUCGACGCCGAGCUGAACCACGGGCAUACUGGCAGGUGCACCACCUUCGACAACCCACCCCUGUGUAAGGAGAGCUUCCAGAUCUCCCUGCUGGAGGCCUGGGGCUUCCAGGACACCAUGGCCCAAUGAUGCAGAUAGAAACCUGGAGUCAUUAUCGCACUGUAAAAGUUAAAUGCAUUACAGCUCCAUUAAGUCUUAGAUGUUCAUGUAUGUCUUCAAAACGCAGAUAUGCAAACAGAGCAGCAAAUUCCGUCUUAAUUUACCAUGUUUAUUUAUUAAUGCAGUUUGUUUAAAUUUCAAAUAUAAAGAGUCUAUAUUUUUGUUCUUUUUUUUUUUUUUUUUUUGUAAAUACAGAUUAUUAUUUUGAAACUGUAAUGAGGUUAGCAGUGUUGAGGUUCCUGCUGAACUAAUUUCUACAUUUCUUCUUCUGUGUUUAUUUCAACCUGCCAAGCAUGAGUGAGCCAGCUCAGAUGUUCUGUAAAGAUAAUAAAACUGUUGAUAAAAUGGGUGUUUCCAACUACAUCUGUGAGGUGAAGUCUUCAUUGUGUGAUGAACGUUAAAUAUGAUGGUGCUGCCGUCAAGUUCAGUUUGGUCUAGCACCUUUUGUUCCGCAUGCAGUAAGUAAAAUAUGUCCGGAGAAGAUUAUAAAUUGAGCAGCAAAUGUUUGACUUGUUGCUAUUUUGCACCUUAUGUUAAAACCUUUUUUUUCCUGUUUGUGAAUAUUUUGUUUUCAUAACUUCACAAAAAUCCUCUUUUUUUUGUGAGACAUAACUUCAGUGCUGUCGUCAUUUUAUAGCAUUCAAUGCUUACUUGGCAUUUCUUUUCCAGAAAUGGAAAACGGUGUAAAAUGUUAGUGAGGAAGUGUUGAUGUCUUACUUGUGGUUGUAUGGAUGUUUCUUGGUGAAUUGUGAUUAGAACAAAGAUAGCAGCUGUGUUCUUCAUGUGAAAAUACAGUAUUACCUGAAAUAUUGA
Messenger RNA from Girardinichthys multiradiatus, 2823 nucleotides. RefSeq names its product TBC1 domain family, member 24 (gene tbc1d24). The coding region runs from base 274 to 1980 and encodes 568 amino acids. NCBI's taxonomy places the organism in Eukaryota, Metazoa, Chordata, Actinopteri, Cyprinodontiformes, Goodeidae. The record is from RefSeq and is a predicted model, not a curated record. The transcript has 7 exons.